GUGCGGGGCGGGGCGGGGCGGGCAGUGCAGCGCGCGGCGGGGCGGGGCGGCGCGGCGCAGCGCGGAGGCGGCCAUGCCGCUGGCCACGGACCUGGCGCACCCCUCCUUGGAGGACGAGAGGAAGAAGCACAAGAAGAAGCGCCUGGUGCAGAGCCCGAACUCCUACUUCAUGGAUGUGAAAUGUCCGGGUUGCUACAAGAUCACCACUGUAUUCAGCCACGCUCAGACAGUAGUUCUGUGUGUAGGGUGCUCAACUGUCCUGUGUCAGCCUACGGGGGGCAAAGCCAGGCUCACAGAAGGCUGUUCAUUUAGGAGGAAGCAACACUGAACACUUCAGCAGGUGGUUUUGGAUCCAUUUUCCUGAAAGCCUUACCAGUUCAGAAAUGCCUGUUAAUACAACAAUGUAAUUAAAAUUGAUUUUUGUACAAGUUACAUGCUAUUGGUGAUUAAUGAGCUGGAAUCUUUUUCAAUAAAUGAUUUGAAGUGCAAUUUUUUCCUUCAAGUUUGCAGACAGUUGAGCUCUAUUUUUGUAAUUUUACUUUUAAACAGUGUAUUGUUAAUUGGGUGAUGUCACAAUAUAAAAACCUUGGACUUGCUGUAUCCUUUUCCUCAUUAAUCAUCAACUACAGCUGUGUGGCGCAUAUGGUGACAGAAACUACUGUAAGAAUGUAUUUUGCAUACUUUAUUACUGCAGCUACCCUAACUGCAAGGGAUGCAAAGGCCAGACAGAUUUAAAACUGCUCAUUUGCUUUCAACAUAGCUUUAGUUCCUUUACUGUUUUGAGUAAUGCGUUGAUAAAUAAAAAUAUCAAGCUGCUUA
Molecule: messenger RNA, 819 nt
Organism: Falco peregrinus (peregrine falcon)
Lineage: Eukaryota; Metazoa; Chordata; Aves; Falconiformes; Falconidae
Gene: RPS27L
Product: ribosomal protein S27 like
Exons: 4
Coding region: 74-328 (84 amino acids)
Biological process (GO): translation; ribosomal small subunit assembly
Cellular component (GO): ribosome; cytosolic small ribosomal subunit
Molecular function (GO): RNA binding; structural constituent of ribosome
Source: RefSeq, a predicted model, not a curated record